AGCCUUGCGGUAUCUUUCACAGCCUGCGCAAACUCGCUCGUAACAGAUAUCAUCCUCCCGAUAAUAUCCCUCCUCCCAUUCCUUGCCCGCAGCCUCGACGAGAAGUUCGCGGUACUGAAGCAUGGCCCAAACUACAAUGGCACUAUUUCGACUGGAUAUAAUACGAAAGAUCAAGCACUAGCUGAUGGCGCCGUGGUAUUUGCGUAUGGAAGUUUCUUGGACAAGGCCAUGAGGUUCCUGCUCAUUGCCGUCGCGCUUUGGGCGAUUGCAAGCAUAUACUCUAAGAUGACGGAUGAUAAUAUUGUUAAGAAGCAGGUCAGGUGCAAGUAUUGCAGGAAGUAUAUUAGUGAAAAGGCAAAACGAUGUGUCAACUGCACCAGCUGGCAGGAUGGGCGAGAAGAGCAGGGUCAACUAUAA
Messenger RNA from Lindgomyces ingoldianus, 417 nucleotides. RefSeq lists its product as uncharacterized. The annotation marks the transcript as partial. Lineage: Eukaryota; Fungi; Ascomycota; Dothideomycetes; Pleosporales; Lindgomycetaceae. Gene Ontology annotation, molecular function: mechanosensitive monoatomic ion channel activity. Gene Ontology annotation, biological process: monoatomic ion transport; intracellular water homeostasis. The record is from RefSeq and is a predicted model, not a curated record. The transcript has a single exon.